Fusarium sp. VM40 is the source of this 1500-nucleotide messenger RNA. NCBI's taxonomy places the organism in Eukaryota, Fungi, Ascomycota, Sordariomycetes, Hypocreales, Nectriaceae. The record is from the annotation of a GenBank genome assembly.
AUGGAUGUCGAGGAGAACAUCAACAAGAAGACUUGCUCCGUAAAGGUGCAAUUUCAAAAUCUUGUCAAUGAUGCAGAACAAGAUGAUCAAAUGGAGAGCCAUGAUGUCUUGCGUACCACUGUCGCAGACCUCCUGACGAGGUAUGUUUUGUGGGCAGGAAAUCUGGGCGCGUUGCGAACGCCAUCAUCUAAGCUAUCAUUGGAUUAUCGUCUUUCGGAUUCCUCAGACGUACGGCAUGAGAUUAUGGUACAGCUACAAGAUAUUGCCGAAGCCUUAGCAGACUUGUCCGAUGUGGUGCGUGACACCCAUAACGAUCGAGAAAACCUGGAGCAAGAUAUUUCUGAUGAAUACUCCAUGAUACUCCUGGUUAUCUCAGGUUGUAUUAGUUCACUGUUCAAAAUUGGUAUUCUGGUACGAAAGUCGACCACACGAGAUCGUUUCGAACGGGCCCUUCAAGAAUCAGACUUGGAAUUCCCUCCACGAUUUGAUAUCCAACAUGUACACGAGAAACAUCCAAAAACCAGCCUUAGAGGGCUUGCUGUUCGUCUAGGGUCCGCGAUCACUAAAAGGAGACAGUUUAUCAUGUAUUGUCGAGAUCACAGGCUCCGCCUUGGUGAAGAGAGUGCACUUGAGGAUAAAAAGACGGCACAUGAGGAGCGUAGUUCGAGCAAAGCAACCACAUUUAUCCCUAACGAGGAACUAGCAGACAUCCAAAUGGAAGAGGACGAUGUAGCCUCGUUUGCAUCAGCUUCUACUAUUACGGAUUCUGAUCACGCUCUUCAACUGCCAUCACUGGCCAGUCUAUCGCCCGAUGGCCAGCCUUUCGAGUGCCCUAUAUGCUUCACGCUCCAGACCUUCCAAAGAGACAAGUCGUGGAGGAGACAUGCAUACCGCGAUUUAAAAGCCUAUGUGUGCACACUGGGGGACAGCAAGUGUGAUGAUCUUUUGUUUCAAGAUCGCGAAUCAUGGUUUAACCAUGAGAUGAAGACGCACAGGGCAACAUAUACCUGUCCACUGUGCGACCGCGCGAAAGCAGUGUCCAAGACUGACCUUCAAGCGCAUCUUACAGUGCACGGUAGCUUUGACAGUCAUCAGUUAGAGGCUCUUGCAGAGGGCGGCCUCGAUAGAGCCAACAAGAUCCCCGCAAGCGACUGCCCUUUCUGUCAGGGUUGGGCGGAGCAACUUCAAUCGAGAUCACUAUGCAGAAAUCUGGAUGAAAGGUCACCCCUUGUCAGUUUGUCUAGAUUCAGGAGGCAUGUCGCUACGCAUCAAGAGCAACUAGCCCUCUUUGCGCUGCCGCAGUCGAAUAAAGAAGAUGAGAUUGAAGAUGGGAUCGAAGAUGAGGUCGAAAAUCAAGAUACUGUCCAUCAUUCAAGCUCCGAGAGUAAUUCACAAAUGUAUUCUAUAGACCUGCAGGGUCACAUUGCCGAAGUUGAGCGAGUACUAAAAUCAGAAGAGAUCGACAUUGAACAACUUGGUGAAGCGGUAAGUGCAUCCUGA